Messenger RNA from Melanotaenia boesemani (Boeseman's rainbowfish), 2010 nucleotides. It is a transcript of the gene adra1ab, whose product is annotated as adrenoceptor alpha 1Ab. Gene Ontology annotation, molecular function: alpha1-adrenergic receptor activity. Gene Ontology annotation, cellular component: membrane. Bases 436 to 1827 code for a protein of 463 amino acids. The transcript has 4 exons. Lineage: Eukaryota; Metazoa; Chordata; Actinopteri; Atheriniformes; Melanotaeniidae. Gene Ontology annotation, biological process: cell-cell signaling; phospholipase C-activating G protein-coupled receptor signaling pathway; adenylate cyclase-activating adrenergic receptor signaling pathway. The record is from RefSeq and is a predicted model, not a curated record.
GCACAAUAACGAAUGACUGCUCUCAGAGAAAAUUAACUGGAUUCUUUUGUUGGUGCUGCCAGAUGUACAUGCUCUGAGGAAGGUUUCUCAUAGUAAGGCCUUUCAGCAUCAGCAUCAAAUCCAUCAGAGACUGACACUUAAAUCAUGUUUUUAUUGUUUUUAUCCCCAUUUUUCACACCAAGUAUGACAAACUGUGGCAGCAUCCUGUGAAAAUACACCGUCUAGCCAAGGAUUCCUUGCUGCAUGAUCAGUGAAUUGUUGGCUAGAAUCGCUGCAUCUAUAAAUGACGUGGAAGAGCAGUUUAUGCAGCUGGAAAAACCUACGUUCUCUGUUCUGGACAGAGCAGAAGCAGCAGAGGGUUUGGAGCUGUGGUUCUUGAGGAGCAGAUGAGAGCCAUCCGUGUGCAAGACACUCAAGAAAGAAGAGAAAAUCACAAUGGUUCCUGCUGAGAAUAUGAGUGUUUUUUCAUCAGCAGACCUAUGCCCCAAUUGCAGCUCCUCCACCCACCCAGAAGUGGAUGUCACCAAGGCGGUGGUUUUGGGAAUCGUGCUUGUGGUCUUUGUGGUGUUUGGGGUUCUCGGCAACAUUCUGGUCAUCCUGUCUGUGUUAUUCCACCACCAGUGGCGUUCUGUGACUCACUAUUUCAUCGCCAACCUGGCAGCAGCAGACCUGCUGCUCAGCUCCGCCGUCCUACCCUUCUCCGCCACCUCAGAGGCUCUGGGAAGGUGGGUUUUUGGCCGACCUUUCUGCAACGUCUGGGCUGCCCUGGAUGUCCUCUGCUGCACUGCCUCCAUCCUCAGCCUGUGUGUGAUUUCCAUUGACCGCUAUCUGGCCGUCAGCUACCCUCUACGCUAUCCCGCCAUAGCAACUGGGCGGCGAGGCCUGACUGCCGUGGCUGCUCUCUGGGGACUCUCAGCAGCUAUAUCCGUGGGCCCUCUGUUUGGCUGGAAAGAGCCUGACCCAGAAGAUGAGACUGUUUGCAGAAUCACAGAAGAGCCUGGCUAUGCUUUGUUCUCAGCAUUAGGGUCUUUCUAUAUACCACUGGCCAUCAUCCUGGCCAUGUACUGCCAAGUGUAUACUGUGGCACGAAGAGAGACCAAAACCCUGAGGGAGAGCAGGAAGGGAGAGGGGGUAGAGAUGGAAGGGGUGACGCUGAGGAUACACAGAGGGAAUUCUGCACAGACGGGGAAACAGGAGGACAGCGAGGAGGCUGCAAUGCACAAACGCCCCUCCUUUCCCCUGCCAAGGCUGCUGAAGUUCUCAGGAGAGGAGAAAGCAGCCACAACUCUCGGCAUUGUAGUCGGAUGCUUCAUUCUCUGCUGGCUCCCUUUUUUUCUGGUUUUACCCAUUGGGUCCAUAUUUCCAUCCUUAAAGCCCUCUGAAACCGUCUUUAAGAUAACCUUUUGGUUGGGUUACCUCAACAGCUGUCUCAACCCUAUUAUCUACCCAUGCUUCAGCCAGGAGUUCAAAAAGGCUUUCCUCAACGUGCUGUGGGGGCGCUGCCUCAGAACAGGGGUCCCCACGUCUAAACCGCAAGGACACAUCACUGCCCAUUCUUCCAGUCCUGGCCCAGCAUCUGAUGUAUGCCUUACUUCACCUCAAAACCAUGUCACCGUCUCCUCGUGGUCUUGCUGCAGGGUGCUGUCAACCUCCUCAUCAUCCAUCGGUGGUCUGGACCAAGCUCAGAAUGCACAAGUCCAGAGUAAGAGCCUGCUGAAGGCUUGGUGUUUCUCAGCCAGACGGACUCCAGUGCCACAGAACUCCUCCACUCAUCGGACAACUAAAGUCUUAAGGCUCUCUCUUGGCAUUAAGGGGGAGGCCGUUUGAUUUGCAGGUUUAGACUUUCGAUCCUCGGUUUAGAAACUCCGUGGAUCGAAAUUUGACUUGGAAAGUGAAUGAAUAAAACACCCAAAAGCCACUCUGGAGCUGCUCUUGCUUUUAUAUGUAAAAAAUUAAGCCAAAAGCCAGUUUUUUUAAUGUGGACACCAGGAUAGGAGGUACUGUAUAUCU